Messenger RNA from Gossypium arboreum, 1539 nucleotides. RefSeq names its product UDP-glycosyltransferase 87A1-like. The transcript has 2 exons. The coding region runs from base 70 to 1452 and encodes 460 amino acids. The record is from RefSeq and is a predicted model, not a curated record. Gene Ontology annotation, molecular function: UDP-glycosyltransferase activity. NCBI's taxonomy places the organism in Eukaryota, Viridiplantae, Streptophyta, Magnoliopsida, Malvales, Malvaceae.
CAUCAAUUGCGUUUGCCAGAUUGUUUUCAGAAUUCUUCCCCAUAUCUUGCUCUUUGUUAAAUAUCUGGCAUGAAUCUGAUCCACACGAGACCUAUCUCCGGCACUCAUGUGGUGGCAAUACCUUAUCCUGGAAGGGGCCAUAUCAAUCCUAUGAUGAACCUGUGCAAGUUACUAGCUUCAAGGAAGCAUGAUCUUCUGAUCACCUUUGUUAUCACCGAAGAGUGGUUGGGUUUUAUCAGAUCCUACACCAAGCCUGAUAACAUACACUUUGCUUCGAUACCAAAUGUUCUCCCGUCUGAGCUGGUUCGUGGUGCUGAUUUUCCUGGCUUUUAUGAAGCUGUUAUGACAAAGAUGGAAGCUCCAUUUGAGGAGCUCCUUGAUACUCUUGAGCUACCAGUGACUGCUAUCAUAGCUGAUACUGAAUUGAAAUGGGCAAUUUGCAUGGGAAACCGAAGAAACUUUCGUGUGGCCUCGCUCUGUACAACAUCAGCAAAAUUUUUUUCUGUAUUGCAUAGCAUGGUUCUCACAGAAAACUGGCGUUUCUUGAUCGAUACAUUAGAUAAUGGAAGUGAGCUUGCGGAGCAGAGCUCUGGAAUUUCACCGGAUAUUCGGAUGAUAUUUGAAGGAAGUACGAGGCAAGUGUUCCAGCUUUCAUUGGAAUGCAUUUCAUGGGUGCCAAAAGCCAAAUAUGUUCUAUUCACUUCAGUCUAUGAGCUUGAAGGACAUGCCAUUGACACUCUAAAAGCAAGGUUCAAUAUUCCAAUAUAUACGAUUGGCCCUGCAAUCCCCUACUUUGAACUUCAUGGGAACUCCUCAGAGACUAUGGUUCAAAAUGUCCCCAGUUAUCUGCAAUGGCUUGAUAUUCAUCCUCCGUGUUCUGUUCUGUAUGUCUCCUUGGGGAGUUUCCUCUCAGUUUCCAAUGACCAAAUGGAUGAAAUUGCUGCUGGGCUACAAGAUAGUGGUGUUCCAUAUUUGUGGGUAGCUCGUGGAGAAACUUCUUGGCCAACGGAAAAAGGCAGUGAAAUGGGGUUUGUAGUACCUUGGUGUGACCAACUGAAGGUGCUAUGCUAUUCUUCUAUUGGGGGAUUUCUAACACAUUGCGGGUGGAAUUCCAUUCUUGAAGCUAUCUAUGCAGGCAUUCCAAUGCUCACUUUCCCGAUACUUUUUGAUCAAGCACCAAAUAGUAAGCAAAUUGUUGAUGAUUGGAAGAUAGGGUGGAGGUUGAAAGAAGAACAAAAAGAUGGAAGUUUGGUGAGAAGAGCUAGCAUUGCAGAGCUUGUCCGAAGUUUCAUGGAUCCAGAGAACAAUGAGGUGAAAAACAUGAGAAAAUCAGCAAGUGAACUCAAAGAAAAAUGCCGAAAAGCAGUCGCCGAGAACGGAUCAUCUCAAAGAAACCUUGAUGCUUUCAUCAAAGACAUCUCACAAGGUCAUGAUGUAAUGCUCAUUGAGUAAAUUGAUUUUGAUAUAAAUGUUAUGCAUUUGUUUUUACUUUGUUGAUUAUAAGUUGGCAGCAACUUUUACAUCAUUUGCCAUCUACAA